Penicillium waksmanii is the source of this 792-nucleotide messenger RNA. RefSeq lists its product as uncharacterized. The transcript has a single exon. The record is from RefSeq and is a predicted model, not a curated record. NCBI's taxonomy places the organism in Eukaryota, Fungi, Ascomycota, Eurotiomycetes, Eurotiales, Aspergillaceae. The coding region runs from base 1 to 792 and encodes 263 amino acids. Gene Ontology annotation, biological process: regulation of DNA-templated transcription. Gene Ontology annotation, molecular function: zinc ion binding; DNA-binding transcription factor activity, RNA polymerase II-specific.
AUGGAAAGACCCUACGACAGCAGAAAACUAUCAAGCGCUGGAGACAUCGUCACCAUCAAUAUUACCCGGAGCGUUCGCCCCUGCCCCCCCCAUCUUUCGACUGAUCCAAAUCCACAUCUUCAGUCUAUCAACGGCCAUGCAUUUCACCUCCCUCGUCCCGGCAGCGUCGUGGAAUAUCGAGGGUACGGAUUUGCGACCACCCCUGCCACUUCGCGUCGAUAUAGCAGAGAGCCAUCCCCCGAGUGCAACCUCACGAUCAUCAUGGAAGAUCCGCCCAAUUCAAAGUCUUACCGCGAGAAGCUGAUACGAACUGACGAGGAACGAGCGCAGCAGAAGGAAGACGGUCGACGCUUGAAAGAAAUCGGAGGGGCAUGUAUUGCAUGUUACCAGAGCAAGAAGAAAUGUGGACUGGGUAAUCCUUGCCCACUGUGUAAACGAAGUGGCAAAGAGUGCGUCCGAAAAUACCCUGGCAGCUCUAGUCCCUCUCCGAGUCGAUCCGGCAGUGCGCAACCAUCUACGCCUGAGUCUUUUGGUGAAGGUUGUUCUCACCUGAAACUGCCUAGCAAAGACAACCCGGCGGACCUCCCGUUCUUUCCAGUUCCUCUAGACAAUCUAUCCACCAUGGAUCCGAGUAUCCCCUCGGUACAGUGGGGGCAAUGGAUGACCUCGAAUGAUGAUCUUGGCAGAAUUUCUCCUCUUGGCUUCACCCUUGACGGCGCUUUUGAAGAGAACGACUUCGGUGACUACUCUCCCCAGUUCGAGCAAUUAUUUAGAGCCACCUACGACGCUUGA